Oppiella nova is the source of this 1125-nucleotide messenger RNA. The record is from the annotation of a GenBank genome assembly. Lineage: Eukaryota; Metazoa; Arthropoda; Arachnida; Sarcoptiformes; Oppiidae.
AUGCAAAUCGAUGUCCAGCCAACAGAUCAUCAAAACAUAGACUUAGUAUCGCUUCAACCACUUAUGCAACCAAUAAGUGCCACAAACUCUUCUAAUGCAUUGACCAUUGAUUCAGUGCCUGUAAUAAGCAAUGAGAGCACAAACCAAACCAUUAGAUCCACAAAAAGCAAACAGAAGAAGAAGAAGACUUCUAAAAGUGAGACCUUUUUGCCAUCCGAUGGCAACUCAAAAGUUUGUAAGAAUAAUGAAAACCUUGGAACCGAUGGUCAGACUGAUAAGAGUGGUCAUAGAGUACCGGCCAGUCGUCUACUUCGAGCCAAUUGUUCCGUUUGUGACAAACAAUUCAAGAAAACAUAUCUCAGGGAACACAUGAAGAUUCACGACAAUGAGAGACCGUAUAAGUGUAUCGUAUGUGGAAAGACAUACAGAUGGCGAACUCUUCUUCGCAACCAUAAGAAGACACAUUUAACCGAUAAUCCGUUCACAUGUCCUGUUUGUGGCCUUCGGAUGUCCUCUAAGUUCUCAGUACAACAACAUGUCAUCAAAGCCCACGACAACGGGAACAAGAAAUACGAGUGCAAUGAAUGCGACAAAAAAUAUGUAACCAUUCAUCAGCUCAGAGCUCAUCAGAAGUAUCACUCGACAGACAGAACCAGACAAUGCGAGUUCUGUGGAAAAGUCUACAAACAUAAGGCAUCUCUUGAAAGACACCGUCGCUUACAUAAGGGAGAAGAGAAUAGCGUUGACUUAAGACUUAAAUGUAGUUCUUGUGGUCUGAUAUGUCACAGCAAAACACAUUACACCGCACAUCAACGCAUACAUACAGGCGAAAAACCAUUUGUUUGCGAGACGUGUGGCAAAACUUUUCGACAGAUCGCACAACUAAACCAACACAAGAUAGUGCACACAGAGCUGAGGCCCUUCUCGUGCAACCUCUGCGACCGCACCUUCAGGUGUCGGUCAAACUUGCGGUUGCAUUUGGAUCACCACAACGGAGAGCCCCGACAUACUCACAUUCCCGCGUUAGUAAACCCAAAUGCAGGUCUCAGUAAACUCCCGAGUAAGCCCUCUCUUCUCUGGGUGAGGAUUUGCCAAACGACUUCCACUCCCAACACCACAAUCUGA